Messenger RNA from Meyerozyma guilliermondii ATCC 6260, 1758 nucleotides. It is a transcript of the gene ILV3, whose product is annotated as dihydroxy-acid dehydratase. The record is from RefSeq and is a predicted model, not a curated record. Gene Ontology annotation, biological process: branched-chain amino acid biosynthetic process. The transcript has a single exon. Gene Ontology annotation, cellular component: mitochondrion. Gene Ontology annotation, molecular function: dihydroxy-acid dehydratase activity. Lineage: Eukaryota; Fungi; Ascomycota; Pichiomycetes; Serinales; Debaryomycetaceae. The coding region runs from base 1 to 1758 and encodes 585 amino acids.
AUGUUAUCUGCUAGAGUACAUUCUAGACUAUUUUCCACUUCGGUGGUCCGUUGUGAGAAAGUGCUCAACAAGUACUCUUCGAUCGUGACCCAGGAUAAGUCUCAAGGUGCUUCGCAAGCCAUGUUGUAUGCUACGGGCUUUCAAGAUGAAGAUUUCGAUAAGGCUCAAAUUGGAGUUGGAAGUGUAUGGUGGUCAGGAAACCCUUGUAAUAUGCACUUGAUGGACAUGAACGACAGAUGUACAGCUUCUGUGAACAAGGCUGGAUUGAAAGGAAUGCAAUUCAAUUCCAUUGGAGUUUCUGAUGGUAUCACCAACGGUACUGAUGGUAUGAGAUAUUCAUUACAAUCGAGAGAAAUCAUUGCCGAUUCAUUUGAGACUUUAGUGAUGGCCCAGAUGUAUGAUGGUAACAUUGCCAUUCCAUCGUGUGACAAGAAUAUGCCUGGUACUCUUAUGGCUAUGGGUAGACACAAUCGUCCAUCGAUUAUGGUUUAUGGUGGUACUAUCAUGCCUGGAUCUCCUUCUUGUGGUGGUGCAAAUGUUCCUGAGAAGAUUGAUAUCAUUAGUGCUUUCCAAUCUUAUGGUCAAUUUUUGAGUGGACAGAUCAAUGAGGAACAAAGAAAGGACAUUGUAAGACAUGCUUGUCCAGGUGCUGGUGCUUGUGGUGGUAUGUAUACCGCCAACACCAUGGCUUCUGCUGCUGAGGUCAUGGGUAUGUCACUUCCAUACUCUUCUUCAGCUCCUGCCAUUUCGAAAGAAAAAGCUGAUGAGUGUGACAAUGUUGGUUAUGCCAUGAAACAUUUAUUAGAAAUUGAUUUGAAACCCAAGGAUAUAAUGACUAAAAAGUCCUUUGAGAAUGCCAUCACCUACAUCAUUGCCACUGGUGGUUCCACAAAUGCGGUGUUGCACUUGAUUGCCAUUGCUCAUUCUGUGGGUAUUGACUUGACUGUUGAUGACUUCCAACGUAUUUCUGAUACCACUCCAUUGUUGGCUGAUUUCAGACCAUCUGGUAAAUACGUUAUGGCAGAUCUUCAACAAUUUGGAGGUACUCCUGCGGUGAUGAAAUUGUUGUUGGAAGAAGGUUUCCUCGAUGGAGACCAGUACACCGUCACCGGUAAUACCAUCAAAGAAAACUUAUCAAAGGUCAAGGGAUUGCCAGCCAGUCAAGACAUUGUUCGUCCUGUUUCUAACCCAUUGAAACCAAAUGGACACUUGCAAAUUCUCAAGGGUACUUUAGCACCAGGAAGUGCCGUUGGUAAGAUUACUGGUAAAGAAGGUACCUACUUUAAGGGAGCUGCCAGAGUGUUUGACAAUGAAGAAUUGUUCAUCAAGGCUCUUGAAAAGGGAGAGAUCAAGAAGGGAGAAAAGACCGUUUGUGUGAUUCGUUAUGAGGGCCCUAAGGGUGGUCCUGGUAUGCCCGAAAUGUUGAAACCUUCUUCAGCAUUGAUGGGUUAUGGUUUGGGUAAAGACGUUGCAUUGUUGACUGAUGGUAGGUUCUCUGGUGGUUCUCAUGGUUUCUUGAUUGGUCACAUCGUGCCAGAAGCCGCCGAGGGUGGCCCAAUUGCCUUGGUUCACGACGGAGAUGAGAUUGUCAUUGAUGCUGAAAACAACAAAAUUGACUUGCUUGUCUCGGAAGAAAUUCUCGCUGAAAGAAAGAAGCUGUGGUCUCCUCCUGCUCCAAGAUACACGAGAGGAACCUUGGCCAAGUACUCCAAAUUGGUUAGUGAUGCUUCCACCGGUUGUGUAACUGACUUGGACUAA